Messenger RNA from Drosophila kikkawai, 315 nucleotides. RefSeq names its product anaphase-promoting complex subunit 15B. The record is from RefSeq and is a predicted model, not a curated record. NCBI's taxonomy places the organism in Eukaryota, Metazoa, Arthropoda, Insecta, Diptera, Drosophilidae.
ACCAAAAUGCCUUCCAACAAAGUUCUCUUCCUGGUUUUCGGUGUCCUGGCCCUGGUGUUUGCCGUCAGCAUGUCCGCCGAGGUAGCCGAACGGGACAGCGAUGUCAUCAGCGACCGUCGCUACCGUUGGCCAUCUUCUGAGCAAGGUUCGGAUGAAGAAGAUGACCACGAAGAUGACGAUGAUGUCCAAGAUGGUGACGAUCAGGACGACAGCGAUGAGUUCGAGGAAAUCGAAAUCUGGGAACUGGCCCCCGAAAGUGGGGAGAGCUCCGAAAGUGUAGAGGGAAGCGAGGAAAGCGGUUCCCACGAAGCCUAA